AUGGUGCACUGUGCAGGUUGUGAGAGGCCUAUUUUAGACAGGUUCCUCCUAAACGUGCUGGACAGAGCGUGGCACAUCAAGUGCGUCCAAUGUUGUGAAUGCAAGUGCAACUUGACUGAAAAAUGCUUUUCAAGAGAAGGGAAGCUUUACUGUAAAAAUGAUUUCUUCAGGCGGUUCGGUACGAAAUGUGCGGGAUGUUGUCAAGGCAUCUCACCCAGUGACCUCGUAAGAAAAGCAAGGAAUAAAGUGUUUCACUUAAACUGCUUCACUUGUAUGGUUUGUAAUAAACAACUGUCAACUGGAGAGGAACUGUAUAUAAUCGAUGAAAACAAAUUCGUGUGCAAAGAAGACUAUUUGAACACCUGCAGUUUAAAAGAUACCAAUUUAAAUUCAGUCUCUUCGUGCACCGAUCGGAGUUUAUCGCCUGAUAUCCAAGAUCAGAAUUUAGACGAUACAAAGGAAACGGACAACUCGACCUCAUCAGACAAAGAGACCCAGAACAACGAGAACGAAGAGCAGAGUAUGGGCACCAAGCGGAGAGGACCCCGGACCACGAUUAAAGCCAAGCAGUUAGAAACGUUAAAGGCCGCUUUCGCCGCUACCCCGAAGCCCACCCGACAUAUACGGGAGCAGCUGGCUCAAGAAACAGGCCUCAACAUGCGGGUUAUUCAGGUCUGGUUUCAGAACAGGAGGUCCAAGGAGAGAAGGAUGAAGCAGUUGAGUGCUCUGGGAGCACGGCGGCACGCUUUCUUCCGAAGUCCCAGGCGCAUGCGUCCUCUGGGAGGGCGCCUGGACGAAUCGGAAAUGAUGGGCUCUGCUCCCUACAAUUAUUAUGGAGAUUAUCAAGGAGACUACUACGGCCCAACUGCAAAUUAUGACUUUUUCCCGCAUGGCCCACCGUCCUCUCAAGCACACUCGCCGGCAGAUUCAGGCUAUAUGCAGUCCUCAGGGCCUGGGGCGACUUCACUCGGAGUUCUGGAACCUCCGCUAUCCGCCCACCACCCUCCUGCUCUCGGUGGCAGCGAAAACCAAAGGUACACGGACAUGAUUUCCCACCCUGACACCCCAAGCCCUGAGCCCGGGAUGACCGGGCCGUUGCACCCGAUCCCGGGCGAAGUGUUCAGCGGAGGACCCAGCCCGCCCUUCUCCAUGUCAAGCAACAGCGGCUACAGCGGGCCGCUCUCACAUCCGAGUCAGGAGCUGAAUGAGACUGCGGUCUGGUGA
Rhincodon typus (whale shark) is the source of this 1224-nucleotide messenger RNA. It is a transcript of the gene lhx5, whose product is annotated as LIM homeobox 5. Gene Ontology annotation, biological process: neuron differentiation; regulation of transcription by RNA polymerase II. The transcript has 5 exons. Gene Ontology annotation, cellular component: nucleus. The record is from RefSeq and is a predicted model, not a curated record. Lineage: Eukaryota; Metazoa; Chordata; Chondrichthyes; Orectolobiformes; Rhincodontidae. The coding region runs from base 1 to 1224 and encodes 407 amino acids. Gene Ontology annotation, molecular function: RNA polymerase II transcription regulatory region sequence-specific DNA binding; DNA-binding transcription factor activity, RNA polymerase II-specific.